GGCUGCGCGCGUGUGCCGAGCGGUAGGAGGAAAGAGCCGGGCAGCCCCGCCGGAGAAACGGGGCGAGGCAAUGCCAGCCGGACCCUGGCGCUAGAGCCGAGGGGGCACGGGGCAGCGCUGCUGACUCCCGGCUGCGGCGGAGGGAUUCGGACGGCCCCCCGAAGCGCAGCAAACUGGAGAAAACAAGAUGGGUAUCUCGAUGGCCCGUCGCAAGGACGCGCCGGCGGAGCAGCUGUGAAGGGACGCCGACAGAUGCCCUGAUGUUUGCUCUUCUUUGCAAAUACCAAAUCUAUCUGAAAUUGGCCAAUGCACAGACAGUAGCUGUGAAGCCCCAGUAGGAGAAUGAGUGAGAGGGACAUCCGAAGCUUGAGCAAAGGAGUAUUGGUGCUCUCUCUCUGCCUUAUAAUGCUAUGGGGAAGGCUGACUCUGGCCUCAUCACACCACAGAAGCCAUUCAGUGCACAUAGAGCCUGGCACAUGCGAAGUCAUUGCUGCCCACAGAUGCUGCAAUAAGAACAAGAUUGAAGAGCGCUCGCAAACAGUGAAAUGUUCCUGCUUUCCAGGUCAGGUGGCUGGGACAACACACGCUGCUCCUUCAUGUGUAGACGCCUCAAUAGUGGUUCAGAAGUGGUGGUGCCAAAUGCGCCCAUGCCUAGAAGGAGAGGAGUGUAAGGUACUACCAGAUUUGUCCGGAUGGAGCUGCAGUACUGGAAACAAAGUAAAGACAACCAAGGUGACACGGUAGAUUUGGGAAGAUCUGCUCUUCUAUGAUAUGCAGCUGUGUUGACAUGGCUGGCAUUGCAGAAAGGGCACAACAUGGCUUUUCUUCAGGUGCAAGAUAUUUCUUGUAUGCUCUGCAGACCUAGAAACAGGAGGACCUCCUUGCCACCGGAUAACAGGAUAGAAGACAAUUAUGGUAUAGGAUGGCUAUUUUUCAAGGGCACUUUAUUGUUCUUCCUUACAUACAUCUGCCAAGGGAGUGGUGCUGCGGUUUGCUCCAUCCUGCGAGAACAAAACCAAGGAUUACAGAAACAGGGUGACACACUUAUCUGGGCAGAUAUCUUGGGAAAUUUCCCUUGUUUUUGACAAUACUGCAUCAACUACCGAUUCAAUGCAGCCUCUAAGGUAUUUACCCAUCAACUGCUACUAAGUCUACAAAUAUGGGUCUUGAAUGCGGUUACUAUAACUGCUCCACAUUUUCCUUCCACACCAUGGAUGUAGCUGCAAGAAAAAAAUGCAUUUCGUCCCUUUCUGCUCAACUAAAUACUGGAGUUGCAUAGAAUGUCUCGAUGACAAUAAAGGGGAAAAAAGCAGCUUUCCUUCUGUUUAGUUCUCCUGUGUCUGUAGGCUGGCUCUGAUGAAUACUAAGAGAAUCAAGGUGUCAAGUGGGUGUUGCAUUCAUAUUUAAAAUAAAAUUAGUGUUUUUACAGAAUCUUCCCAGUUUAUGCUUUUGUCACUUUCAUAGAAGACAGGCUUUGAGUUCUGAAAACAAGGAAUGAAAUUCUUAUCUCAUUGUGGUGUAAAACUAGAGGAAGUCCGAGAAAGACAAUGCAGUUGCUCCAACAUUUGCCCAGGUACCGGUAUCAGAUUCUGUACCUGGAUGGAUGGGACAAUCUACAGUACAGUUAGAAGUGCAUUGCUGGAAACACAAGAGAUGAGAAAAAAUAUUCAUAAUUCAUAAUUCUUUUUCAUAAGUCACAUGAAGGGCUAUCUGCUGGUCUUUCCCUCUCCUGUUCAGUAAUUAAUCAGGCUUACAGUCCCAUCUCUUCUGUUCCUUCAAAGUCACAGGAAUACAAUUAUUACCAAAAUUCUAUUGCAAAUAUUAGAGUGAGGAGGGAGUGUGUCUUUGCUAUGUUGUGUCUGGUACAGUCUUAAUUUUUACUUUUACUCAGAAAACUGAGAGAGCUUAGUUACAUUAGUAUUAAAUAAAGACUUUUACCUGACAACUGUAAUGAGUUCAGAUCCCUCUCAGGGACCAAAUGAUUGCUCUUAUUCCUCUUCACAAGAAAAUAUUAUGAAAACUAAGUUAAAAUCCCCAGCUUGUUAUACAUUGCUGUUUCUGCUGAUAUCCAUGGAGGAAGGGAGGGAUCCACAUUCAAGGGGUUGUAACAAGGUUUUAGGAAAUGUUUUUUUUCCAGGGAGGAUAGGAGAAAUCAGCAGACAGACACAGCAUAGCUUUGGUGAAAUUCAUCUUACUUUUAUUUUUGAUGCACAUGACAUCUGAGCCCCAAAGUGAAAAUGCAUAUUCAGAGUCUACUUAGCAAUUUUCAUAGCAAAUUAGAACAUCAAACAUAUAAUAGAAGGGAUAGGUUUUCUUUAACAUGAGUCACUGUUGAUGUUUCCAAUUGGACUGCUAAGAUCUACUACCAGUUACUUUACAUCCAUAAUCAUGUUCCAUGUCUUAUUAUGUCUACCUUGAUCAUGAAGGUGUGUUGAUUUAACUUGGGGGAGGGUAGUGGAUGAGGCUGAGAAUGAUUGCAUACCUUACUAAGUAUAAUUCAAAGUGAACAUCAAAUUCCAACUCAGGCAAGAUGGAUUACUGGAGCAACCAGAGAGAAUGGAGUGGGCAAACAGCUGCACCUUCAAAACUCUGCCUUGAGCUGUCCUACUUGGCAGUGGCCUGGCCUUCAUGAUGUGACUGUACAACCUGCUGACUUUGUUAUCUAAACGUUUUUUGUAACAGACUAUGUUAUACCUGCUUCAGAUGCGAUGUAAA
Molecule: messenger RNA, 2715 nt
Organism: Rhineura floridana
Lineage: Eukaryota; Metazoa; Chordata; Lepidosauria; Squamata; Rhineuridae
Gene: TAFA3
Product: TAFA chemokine like family member 3
Exons: 6
Coding region: 343-744 (133 amino acids)
Molecular function (GO): receptor ligand activity
Source: RefSeq, a predicted model, not a curated record